AUGCCGAACGCGAAGUACCUCGGACUGAGAGGCGGAAGUCUCGCGACGGUCAUCAGUACUGUCUGUGGACUGUGCUUCUUAUGUUUCGGUUAUGCGCAGGGUGUUAUGGGCGGUCUCUUGACCGUUCCCCAAUUCCUGGAUCGCUUCCCUCAGGUUGACACAUUGGAUCCUGCGCAGGCGUCGUUCCACAGUGCGUGGGUCACUGGUCUUGCAGUAGGAUCCUGGAACCUGGGAUGUCUGGUCUCUGCCAUCUUGUGCAUCGUAGUUAGCGACUCUCUUGGCCGCCGACGUACACUUCUUCUCGGCAUUACAAUUUGGACAAUAGGCGAGAUCAUUCAGACUUCGUCGUACAGCUUCGCACAGUUCAUUGUGGGGCGAUGCAUUGCCGGUUUCGGCAACGGCUUCACCACGUCCACAGCCCCUGCAUACCAGGCUGAGUGUGUCAAGUCACACCGUAAGGGAACAAUAUUGAUGAUCAGCGCGGGCGCCUUCGUUGCAGCUGGCUACGCGCUAUCGUAUUGGCUCACCUUCGCCUUCGCCUAUGUUGACUCUUCAGCGGCAUGGCGGGUUCCCAUCGCGUUUCAGAUCAUCUUCUCCUUGCCCGCUAUCGCGUUACUGUUCUUCUUGCCAGAGUCUCCACGAUGGCUCAUCCUGACGGGUCGAGAACAGGAAGCGUUGAACGUGCUCGCUGCCCUCAACGAUGCCGACGUCGAUGAUUUUGAGAUCAAGGACGAGUUCCUGCAGAUCAAGGAUGCUAUCCUGAUCAUGGCUCAAGGGUCGACAGCAAGUAUAUUCUCGAACAAGGAGCGCCGCGGUUUCCAUCGUGUUGUUCUUGCCUACUUCGUCCAGGUCUUCCAGCAGGGGACCGGUAUUAAUCUUGUUCUGCAGUACCUUAGUUGGAUCUUCUUCACUCGCAUGAACUACACCGGAUGGCUAGCACGUCUCCUCGCUGGAUGUUCUGCCACCACGUAUUUUCUUGCCAGUUUUGUCGCUGUCGUCGGUAUCGAUCGCUUUUGGGGCCGUAGGUCAUUGAUGAUGUUUGGUGCUUCUGGUAUGAGUGGUUGCAUGAUUCUUAUUACAAUCAUGCAGUACCUCUGGACUGAGCGCAACGUUACCGGCACAAGAAUUGCCAGUACUGUCUUCCUCUUCGCGUUCUCUAUGUUCUUCGCCAUCGGCUGGCAGGGAAUGGCCUGGCUGUACCAAGUUGAGAUCGUCCCUUUGAGAAUCCGUGGACCGGCUAAUGCCAUCAGUACCAGUGCCAAUUGGAUGCUGAACUUCGUCGUAGUCUUUAUCACCCCCAUCGCGUUUACCAACAUCGGCUAUCGCACCUGGAUCAUCUUUGCUGCGACGAACUUCGCAAUCAUCCCCCUCGUUUACUUCUUCUACCCAGAAACUGCAUUCCGUUCGCUCGAAGAAGUCGAUGUCGUUUUCGCACUUGUUGACGAGGAGCCUGGCAACCCUUGGCUCAGUGUCGUGAGGAUCAGCAAGAACGAGCCGCUGUGGUUCGGUAAGCGUGGCGAGAAGCGCUUGGACUUCCAGUACCAGAAUAGCUCUUGGCAUCGCAAGUUGAUGGGCAGCAGUGGCAGCAGCGGGAAUGGUACCGGAAGUGACAGCAACAGAGUGAUGAACGAAAAGGACCAGGCGGCAGAAGAUUUCAACCGUUCCCUCCAACCUACAGAACCCGGCCUUGGCAUUGUUACUUCCAACUGCUAUGCAGGCCAGCAGAACGGCUACAGACCCGCAAGCCCCGAGUCCCCCAUCGACCCUCGACUGUCCCCUCCCAACUUGAAAGAUACAUCACCGACAUCGACUAUGGGCGACAAGAAGCUGCGCAAGAAGAACAGCCGAACACACCACAAAGACUCCCUCAGCAGCGAGCCCACUCUCAUCCAUCAGGAUUCGCACGACAGCGCCGACCCACCACCCAUCCACCGCAACAAGAGCGAAAGAGACACAUGGUACCAGAGCAAAGAGUCUCUCGCAUCCGCCGAAGCAACCGGAACACCAGUAUGGUACAACUCGGAAACUGCGGCGCCACUCCCAGACCCGCCAAUAAUACGCUCCCGCAGCAAUUCAUCUUUACCACCAUCACGACCCACAUCACGCGGCCGCCAACGGCGCUCCCGCCCAAUGACGGCAGACACGCAGCGCAGUUUCCUGUUCGACAACGAGUCGGAUCACCACGCCAUCACGGCCGAUGAGCGCAUCGAGAGUGAGUCGCUCAGCUCGGUAAACUACCCUGGCAGGCUGAAUGGCGAUGUUAGGCGAGGGCUUACAAGGACGGCAAGUGGACGGGAGACGUAUCUCCCCGAUGGGAUCGUGGAGGACUUGAGGGAUGGGAGUGUGGAGAGGAAUAUAGAGAGGAGGCUGAGUACUGGGAGUGCGAUUGGAAGGCGGUUCACUGCUAGGGAUGCUGGGAGAGCGUUUUAG
Macroventuria anomochaeta is the source of this 2430-nucleotide messenger RNA. RefSeq lists its product as uncharacterized. Gene Ontology annotation, molecular function: carbohydrate:proton symporter activity. NCBI's taxonomy places the organism in Eukaryota, Fungi, Ascomycota, Dothideomycetes, Pleosporales, Didymellaceae. Gene Ontology annotation, biological process: carbohydrate transport; transmembrane transport. Gene Ontology annotation, cellular component: membrane. The transcript is spliced from 5 exons. Bases 1 to 2430 code for a protein of 809 amino acids. The record is from RefSeq and is a predicted model, not a curated record.